GUAGAAAGGAACGAGCGAAUACUGUUUGAAUAUUGCGUGGUGAACUAGUCCGUCUUGAGAGACGGUUUCAAUAUAUACUACGUAAUUUGUAUUAAACUUUUUAAACCAAAGAAACUUUCUGCAAAUAGACCUAAACAUGCUCCGUCACAUAUUUGACAGAAGAAAAAAGUACAAAUUAGACAAUGGCAAUAUCAGUACUCUUUCAACUCCAGUAUUGUUCCAAAAGACUCUCACAGAUUUGACUGUCCAAAAGAAAAAACAGAAGUCAACAACGUGCAAAAUAAACUAUAAACCAUUUUUAUGUCUAUUUUAUGUUCUUCUGUGCAGCGUAUUCAUCACAUUAACUUCUGCGUUCGUGAAGAAAAUGACUUAUAUAAGUCCGGGAGAAUUGUCGAUGAUUCGAAACGCUGGAGUUCUAGUUUUCAACCUACCCAUUGCAGUGUACAAUGUGAGAGAGGUGUUUGGCCCUAAGGAACACCGCUGGAUGCUGAUACUUAGAGGAGUUUUAGGUUCGUUGGCAUUGUAUCUCAACCUCCUGGCCUUCAGAUAUCUGCCUCUUGCCGAUGCUGCCAUAAUCCUGGCUACCUUGCCUGCCUUUGUAACAGUAAGCGGUCGAAUAUACUUAAAAGAGCCAUGUGACGGUGUACAAAUUUGUGCUCUAGUGACAACAGCCCUUGGAGUGCUGAUUUCUGUUAGAAUACCAGAGUUAGUUAAAGACCGGUCUGGAAUAACUUUCAACAUUGCUUACGUUACCGGUCUGAUAUGUGCUAUUGCUGAUGUCCUGAUUCUUUCAUUUUCUUUCGUGACUCUAAGAAAAAUGAAAGAUAUUCAUUUUUCUGUCAUCCUGAUCUACUUCGGAUGGACCGGCGUCCUCGAAAAUGGCAUACUUAAUGGCAUUUUCGAGUUCUAUGAGGUACAAAAAUGUGGAUGGGAUACCGUGCAGGUGCUACUCAUUGGAAUCGCAGGAUUUUUGGGACAUAUUAGUUUAGUUCUUGCAUUUCAAAUAGAGGCUGCAGGAAUUGUCUCGAUCAUGAAAUCAUCGUUUGACAUAAUUGUCGCCAUGUUAUUCCAAAUUCUGUUUUUUAAUUCGAUACCAGACUUGUACAGUAUUGCAGGAGGAAUUCUUGUCCUGCUAUCAGUGACGUUGCUCGGCAUCAAAAACUGGAUUGCGUCUCAACCAGAGAAUUCAGCAAUACGAAUGAAGUGUCGAUAUUUGUUGUGUUAAAGAUAUUUUUACUUGCAUGAGAUGUAAAGUCGAAAGUUAAAUUAAUCUCUAUACAUAACUGGCUACUUCUGUAUGUAUGUCCGGUGUAAUAUUCAAAACGAACUGGACAGAUUUCAACCAUUUUUUCAUCAUAGAUAGCUACAUUAUCAGGGAGCAACAUAGGGUAUAAUUUAUUUCUAAAAAAUUAGUUUAAAAAUGUUAUGAUGGAAAACAGUAAAUGUCAUGUAAUUUCCCCAUUAAAUGAUUAAGUAUUAAAUCCAUUGUUACGAAAAUUCGUUGCCUAACAACAGCAAUAUUAAAAGUAAUCAUAAUGUAAAUUUUGAAUCAAGGCCUCUCUGGAGCAAGCAUGAUAUUGCUUUCUUAGGAAUUGCAUCCUCAUCUUUAUACAUAAAGGGCUAAUCUCUGCCCGGAUGUCCGGGGUAAACUUCCAAACUACUGGACGGAUUUUAACCAUUUUUUCACCAUAGAUAGCUACAUUAUCAGGGAACAACUUAGGCUAUAAUUUAUCGUUAAAAAACUUAGUUUAUAAACGUUAUGAUGGAAAACAGUAAAUGUCAUAUAAUUUCCCCAUUAAAUGAUUAAAUAUUAAACCCACUGUUACGAAAAUUCGUUGCCUUUCAACAGCAAUAUUAAAAGUAAUCACAAUGAAAAUUUUGAAUCAAAGCUUCUCUAGAAGCAAACAUGAACUUAAAGUCAUUUAAAUAUUUGGAAACUUUACUUUGUGUGUGUGUGUGUGUACUAUUUAAGUAAAUAAAUACUGCUCACGGUUUUUUUAGUCAG
Molecule: messenger RNA, 2005 nt
Organism: Uloborus diversus
Lineage: Eukaryota; Metazoa; Arthropoda; Arachnida; Araneae; Uloboridae
Product: solute carrier family 35 member G1-like
Exons: 2
Coding region: 137-1225 (362 amino acids)
Cellular component (GO): membrane
Source: RefSeq, a predicted model, not a curated record